ACAGUGAGAGAGAGAGAGAGAGAGAGAGAGAGAGAGAGGAGAGAGAGAGUGAGAGGGAGGGAGGGAGAAAGAGAGCGAGAGGAGGUGGAGUUUCAAACACAUCAGGUGCUGAGAGACGGAGAGAGGACUGACUAGACUGCUGGAUAUUCAACAGCACCACAGCAGAGAGCAUGAAUGACCAUCGGAGCGUCCACAGAGGCUGCAGCAGGCUUAAUUGGACAAGCAGAAGAGUCAGAGAAGGUCCAUCUAUGCAUGGGAUCAUGUGAUGAGUGUCCAUGUCUGUGAGCUUCACCCUCAGCAGCCUCCCUCAUCCAUCAGUCUAUCCAGCUGGGAGAAAAUGUCCAGUCUUUGAGGUAUGAUGGUUGGGAAGCAGGGGAAGCAGUGGAGGUCAGUGUGUAAGGGUCUGAUUCUGGGGACCCUCCUGACCAGCUGCAUGAUUUUGCUUUACUGCCUGUCUGCUCCAGAGGUGCAGUUCAGCCUGCCAGAUGUUCCUGUGCCUUACUCAUGCUCCCAUCACCCAGCUCCUGCCCACCCUGUAGCUGCUUCCAACAGUGUACAUGGACAAGAGCAACGUUGCACCCCAAAGGUGGACAUCAUGUUCUUAAAAACCCACAAAACAGCCAGCAGCACCAUCCUCAACAUCCUGUUCCGGUUCGGGGAGAAGCAGCGCCUGAAGUUCGCCUUCCCCAGCAGCCGGAACGACUUCUUCUACCCUUCGCCUUUCCACCGCUCACAGGUGAAGGACUACAGGCCCGGGGUGUGCUUCAACAUCAUGUGCAAUCAUAUGCGCUUGAACGAGGCCGAAGUGGCCAAGGUGCUUCCAGCUGACACUAGCUAUAUCACCAUCCUUCGAGAUCCAGCAGAGCUUUUUGAGUCAUCUUUCCAUUAUUUUGGCCGGCUGGUGCCCCUCACAUGGAAAAUCUCUGGGGACGACAAGCUUGGAGAGUUUCUGAGAGAGCCUGAGGUUUAUUACGACCCUGACGGCUUCAACUCCUUCUACCUCAAGAACUUGCUGUUCUUUGACUUUGGGCAGGAUAAUAAUUUACCAGCGGAUGACCCCAGGGUGGAAGAGGGCAUCCAGGCCAUCGCCCAGCGCUUUGAGCUUGUCAUGCUGGUGGAGCACUUUGAGGAAUCGCUAAUCCUGCUCAAGGAUGCCCUCUGCUGGGACAUGGAGGACCUGCUGUUCUUCAAGCUAAAUGCUCGGAAGGGCUCCACUGUCUCCAAACUGACCCCAGAGCUCAGAGCUAAAGCAUUAGAAUGGAACUCUGUUGACUGGAAGCUUUACCAGUACUUCAACACCACUUUCUGGCAGAAAGUUGAAGCAUAUGGCCUGGAGCGCAUGGCGAAGGACGUUGCUGAGCUGCAGCGCAGAAAUGCAGAAAUGGCCACCAUCUGCAUCGAGGAUGGCCAUGCUGUGGACGCCGGGAGCAUUCAUGAGACUGCGAUGCAGCCAUGGCAACCCAUAGGUGAAAAGUCCAUUAUGGGAUACAAUCUGAAAAAGAAUGUGGACAAUGCUCAUAGGAAACUGUGCAGAAAGAUGCUGACCCCAGAGCUGCAGUACUUGAUGGACUUAGGGGUCAACCUGUGGAUAACGAAAUUGUGGGGCCACGUGAGGGACAUCCUUCACUGGUAGACAAAGCAGGGUCACACUGCUCGGCCACUGACCUUUACUGUAAACUCUAAAGAUGACCACUGAUCUCUGUGAAACAAACUGAAGCGUAACAUACGUAGCACACAGACUUUGUCAAUGUCCAGCAGAUUUUAAUGUCAUUUCAGUCCAUCACUUUUUGAUUUCAUGAAGCCACAUCACAGCAGUGGGCAGGAUUGUGAACUGGUGCUUGAGUCAAUCAGGAAAACCAAAUCAAUGACACUCAUUACAUGACCUCAUGUUCCUAUCUGAUGUCUGUAUGAUGUUUUUCUUGCCUUCUUUUUUGCACGCUGCCAAUACCAUAUCAGUAAUGUUGACUCUUUGACUCUUAUUGGCUGAAAUGAAAUCAGGG
Molecule: messenger RNA, 2000 nt
Organism: Pygocentrus nattereri (red-bellied piranha)
Lineage: Eukaryota; Metazoa; Chordata; Actinopteri; Characiformes; Serrasalmidae
Gene: gal3st1a
Product: galactose-3-O-sulfotransferase 1a
Exons: 3
Coding region: 356-1633 (425 amino acids)
Biological process (GO): galactosylceramide biosynthetic process; myelination
Cellular component (GO): membrane
Molecular function (GO): galactosylceramide sulfotransferase activity
Source: RefSeq, a predicted model, not a curated record